GGCAAUUCGCUAUUAAACAGGAAGAAGAAGAAGAAGAAGGUAGCCGGAUAUACUUGUUUGUAUGAACCCCACCUCUGCAGGUGGCUCUGACCCACUGUAUACUGGAAACCGAGUCCAUCACAGAACAACAAGAUGGGGCUGCUGUCUGAUCCAAACAGAAGACGGGCUUUGAUCAGCCUGCUCACCCGCCUCAAUGCCCCAAUCUGUGUGGUCUGCUACAUGGCGGGUGUGGCCUGGUUCAUGGGGUUGGCAUUUGAGCCGUUCACUCUGCGGACGUACAUGUCAGAGAACGCUAUGGGUUCUACCAUGGUGGAGGAGCGUUUUCCAGCCGGGGAGAGGGCACUGGCCACGGGCAGAGAGUUUGCAGCACAUAAGAAGAAAGUAGGUGGGAUGCCAGUGGAUUGGCUGGUGAGGACUAUGCAGGCUCGAGGUCUGGAGGUGUUCACUCAGAGCUUCUCUCGCACUCUGCCCUUCCCUGAUGAAAACAAAGAGAGAUAUAUGGUGAGAGGUACAAACGUAUAUGGGAUCCUUCGUGCUCCUAGAGCUCCACGGACUGAAGCUCUGGUGCUGAGUGCCCCCUGCAGCCCCGGCGAUAACAACAACCAGGCUGUGGGACUGCUGCUUGGUUUGGCACAUUACUUCAGGAAUCAGAUUUACUGGGCCAAGGAUAUCAUAUUCCUCGUGAACGAGCACGAUCUGAUUGGUAUGCAGGCGUGGCUGGAGGGCUACCACCACACCAACACUACAGGUAUGGACUGGUCUCCUCUUCAAGGCCGUGGUGGUUCAAUCCAGGCAGCCCUGUCUCUGGAGCUCAGCAGUGAUGUCAUCACCAGUUUGGACGUGGUACUAGAGGGUCUCAACGGUCAGCUCCCCAACCUGGAUUUAGCCAACCUCUUUUAUGCUUUCUGUCAGAAGAUAGGGGUCCUUUGCACUAUCCAGGGCAAGCUGCAGAGGAAUGACUGGGACAGUGUGUCAGGCUACAGCCACGCAGUCCAGACCAUGAUGAUGAUGGUAAUGAAGCAGGCCAGUGGGCGGCCCUGGGGAGACCAUGGCCUCUUUCUGCGCUACCACAUUGAGGCUGCCACCCUCAAAGGCAUCAACAGCUUCCGCCAGUACAAGACUGAUGCCACCACUAUUGGAAGGCUCCUGGAAGGAAUGUAUCGUAAGCUGAAUAACCUGCUGGAGCGCCUGCACCAGUCCUAUUUCUUCUACCUGAUGCCAUCGCUCUCUCACUUUGUCUCCAUUGGUUACUACAUGCCAGCGUUUGGCCUGCUCGCUGUUAUCCUGCUGCUUCGUGCCUUAGACCUUUGGGUUCAACUGGCAACUCCACCACCAAGAACAGAAGAUGGAGUCGCUGACAUCGAGCAGCAGUCCAGUCCAGGAGUGCUGUCUGUGUUGACUCCUCUGGUGAUCAGCCAUCUGACCGGAGUAGCUCUGUACACGCUGCCGAUCCGGUUUCAGGAGAUGGCAGUGGAACACUUCCCGGUGUCUGAGACUGAGGCUGUGGUCCUCACGGCUAUCGCUGUUUACACCGCAGGACUGGCUUUACCUCAUAACACACACAGACUCCUGUCAGGUGAGGGGACGGAGCAGGGCUGGAGAGUCCUGAAGCUGGUCGCCGUGCUGUACCUGGCUGUGUUGCUGGGCUGCACCGCCCUCAUCAACUUCUCACUGGGCUUUAUCCUGGCUCUCACCCUGGUGCCUGUGGCUGCCUUCGUCACACCCCACGUCCCAAAGGUUCUGUCAGCCUUCAUCAUGGUCAUCCUCAGCCCAGCUUGCACUCUGCUCUUUUCAGUCUUCCUCUACCAAGAGCUGCUGGAAGUGCCCGUCAGCUUCCAAGAUGGUUGGUUGCUCUACCUGUCAGUCAUCUCGCAGGGCAUCCUGGACCACUUCCUCUACGGUUCUCUGGUUUACCCGCUAGUAGCCCUGCUGGUCUAUCCUUGUUGGCUGCUUUUCUGGAACAUCCUCUUCUGGAAGUAGGUGCCAGUCCUGCAGGACCACUGAAGGCAUUGUUUCUCAGGUUUGUCUUCACCGGGGGAAUGUGAAGAUGACAGUUAAAUCCACUGGAGUGAUUGGAAAAGAAGAAGAGGAAUGUCUGUAGUUGAUUUGGGAAGGAUGCUGUGACUCCCUUUUUUUUGGACAUUUUGUUGAUAUUACAAUAUUAACUCCCAAGUAUUUUAUUCCAAAGCUUUGGAGGAUUUCUGAAUGAACAAAACCAUUUUUUAAACAAAGCAAAAUGGACUGAUUUGUUCUUUAAUAUCAGUCUUACAGAUGCAUAAAUGCAUAAAGGAAGAAGAGACUAUCUUUUCCCAAGUAACUAUAAAUGUCAUGUUGGUUUGUUUUCUGUAAUAACUGCAUUUGGUUUAAGGUUUAAAGAUUUUUGUUUGUGGUACAUAAAGAAAAAAUACUGCACUUUUUAUUUUACGUCUUUUAUCAGGCAGGAUGGUAAUGAUGGAAGUAGAGCUGCAACGAUUAGUUGAUUAAUCGAUUAGUCAAUCCACAGAAAAUUAAUCAGCAUCUAUUUUGAUAAUUGAUUAAUCGUCGGUCAUUUUCUGAUAAAUGGCAAGCGUUUCAGCUCCUCAAAUGCGAAGAUUUACUGCAUUUCUUUGUCAUACACAAUAGUAAACUUAAUAAAUUUGGGUUUUGGACUGUUAGCCACAAAAAAAACAAGAUACAGGAUGUCACCUUUGACUGUCAUUUUUCACUAUUUUGACCAAACAGUUAAUCAGUUAAUUGAGAAAAUAAUCAGGAAAUUAAUCGAUAAUAGAAGGAAGAAGUUUAGACAGUACAAACAUGGUAACUGGAACUGGAAACUGGUAAAAAGCUGGUUGGUAGUAUGUCUCUUUCAAGACGUCUGUACAUCUGCAUCUGUCGAACAAGCCGUCGCUGCAUCGCCAUAUUUUUAUACUUGUUUUGAUAACUUUGUUUGAAACAUGUUUAUUUCUUAUUUAUAAAUGCCAAAAUAAUAAAAGACUGAAAAAGUUUGGAUCCCCGUGUUUUCAAGCAUAACGCUUACAUCACAUUACCGCACUUGAUCUGAUAAUGAACACAGAACAUUCAUCCUAAAACCAAAGACACUAAUAUCCACUCAAUUCAAGAACCUUAUAUUAGUCAUUGAAUAAAUAAUUUACACAUAGAUUUCAUGUAAAUUAAAAUUUGCAUUGAGUCAUGGAUCAUUAAAGAAGUUCAGUGAUCAACCACUUAAAAAUAGCAAUAGAUGUGAAUGGAAAGUAGUUUUACUGGAAGUUAGUCUUUGCAUUUAUAACCCUAAAACACUAUACAAUAAAAUCCAAUAUAUCUACGCUAUAAUUAAAGCACUGUGCAGAAUAAAUUCAUCUGUGCCUUGAAAACCUGCUGUACAACUACAAGUUGAUAAAUAGACAUGACAUGAUUUGUUUCAUUAUGUUUAUUCAGCUAAUGCAAUUUUUUUUUUUUUUUUUUUUUUUUUUUUU
Messenger RNA from Thunnus maccoyii (southern bluefin tuna), 3452 nucleotides. RefSeq names its product glycosylphosphatidylinositol anchor attachment 1 (gene gpaa1). Gene Ontology annotation, cellular component: membrane; GPI-anchor transamidase complex. The transcript has 13 exons. The record is from RefSeq and is a predicted model, not a curated record. Lineage: Eukaryota; Metazoa; Chordata; Actinopteri; Scombriformes; Scombridae. Bases 133 to 1980 code for a protein of 615 amino acids. Gene Ontology annotation, biological process: attachment of GPI anchor to protein.